Molecule: messenger RNA, 6497 nt
Organism: Sturnus vulgaris (Common starling)
Lineage: Eukaryota; Metazoa; Chordata; Aves; Passeriformes; Sturnidae
Source: RefSeq, a predicted model, not a curated record
UUAUUUCCUAAAGACACACAGCUAAGGAAGCAUCAUCAGAGGCUGUUCAGUGUUAUUCAGCAGGAAAAGCUGGGAUUAUUCCUUAAGGAACAGUACAAAUGGGAACCAGAUAGUUCAAAAUUGCAUGGUUGUGUGCCUGAGAAAUGAGCAAAACCUUCAGCUCUGUCUGGAAGGUCACUGUGGGAAAGUGACAGUGGGGGGAAAACUCAGGGUCUCAGAGCGGUGUACAAGAUAACUGUGAGCAUCUGACAUGAUGCAGCCAUGGAAAAGAUACAUGUCACCCAAUGUGACACAUUGGAGAAAGCAUCUCUAGCAGACAUGGGGAAAUUUUAGCAUAUUAAGGCAUGGGAGGCCUUGCUUGGAAGAUUGUGAACGUUUCCAGUCACUCUCUGAAGGCUGUGUGCAAACUGGGUCGGGUCCAGAGAAGGAGUAUGGGUAUGAUCAAAGAAAUGGAAAGCCUACCUAAUGUGAAGUGAUUAGAGAACUCAAAUGAUAUGACUUUAAACACAGGCUGGAUAAAUGCUGACGUUAAAGCUCAUUUUUGGAACAUGAGUGAAUAGGGGUGAGCUGUGCAUGGAUAAAGAUAAGCUGGAAAUUCAGAGAAUGUUCUUAAACAUCAGAGGACUGAACUUGGGGAAUUAAUUCUGUUAGAAGACAGUUAGCAAGCAACAAGAAAUGUCCAAAUUCUUUGAAAAAACAGGAACAACUUUCUCCUUUGAAGCCAUUUUCUCAUUUAGAGGUGUGGCUCCUGCCUUGGGUUGCUAGCCCUGAAGAAAUCAGUACUGCUGUUGUGGGCAGUGGGCAGGGCUCACUGGGACACGGGGUUAUUAUGGUGGGCUGAUGAAUUCGGAUUUUCUUUGACUGGCAAAACCUCACAGACUCCUGUGCCUCUGUCCUCAGUUCCCCUUGGAAGGCAGGCUCAGUGUGGACUGGCUAGCAAUUCCCCAGGGAAAUGCGAGGGCUAAGGGCAAGCAUUUCCACUGUGCUAACAUAUGUUUUUAUCAGUCUGCUUGGAUUUUUGACCCCUCGUUCAAAAGCUCGUGUAGCUGUUCCCACUGAACAGAAAAGAUGUCGAGUGUAUGUCAGCCUGUAUUGAUCUCUGUGUGUCAGAGAGAUGGUGUUUGACCUUGAAGGAAUGGAGAAUUAUUUUCGUUUUCCUUUAUUAGAAUUUUUACAAAGUUUCAUCAUCUACUUUUCUAUUGGCUCCUGUUUUCUGGUUCCCCCUUGCUCCAGUUGAGCAGACCCAUGCUCUUCUUUGAACUCUGACCAACAUCCCUUUCUCUGCCAUUCCAUAAACAGCCUGGAUGGUGUUGGUGCUGGGUAAGGUUGCCAUGGGAUUUAGAUUUCUGCCACAAACAAUGGAUGAGCAGGGUGGGAAGAUGCUGAACUCCUUUCACCUUGCUCCCUGAGCACAUGGGAAAGAGUGAAGAUGUCCCUGUGGCCAUGGUACAAAUGUGUCCAGAAUGUGUAUCCUAGCCAUGUUCCUGCUGUUGCACCUGCAGAGAGCAAGGUACAGGUUUUCUGCUGCGAUAGAGAGCUUGCUGUUGCUUGUACCACCUUCUGUUUGCUUGAAAAUCAUGGACACACUGAAGCAUCCUGGUGAGAGAGCACGGAGCCUUCUGGAAUCUGAGCGCUCAGGAGUGCCGGAGCAGAGUGUCUGUGCUGUCAGGAGACGGGGAGCGAAGGAUCUGUGGAAAGGUAUCUGAAUCCCCUCAUGAGAAGUGUCCUCCCUGCCUCUCAUGUGCAGCCCUUCCUGUUCAUGGGUGGUACCAGCUUCACUGAUGCCCUGAAGAGUAUUGCUCACCAUGGAUAGUCCACCCAAACUGACUGGUGAGACGCUGAUUGUCCAUCACAUUCCCCUGGUGCAUUGCCAGGUCCCCGAUAGACAGUGCUGCUCCGUGAGCAAAAGGACCAACCCCUUCUGCCAGCCAGAGCUCAGCAUUACACGGACCUCUGCCCUUCCAGACAGAGACCUCUCACAGACUGACUCCUUGGUGUACAGCAGCUUUCUCCAGGCCUCUGAAACCUCGGCAGAGGCCUCAGACAACAAAGAAAGAAAAGCAAGGGAUCUGAUUGUCCCCAGUGUCAGUAAGCGACACAACCCCUUCCUGCUGAAUGAGGGUGAAGACCUCAGUAUUUUUGGGGAUGACUUGGGUCAGAAAUCUUUCCACCUUCACAACUCACUCAUCGAUGGCAAGCCUCCCUUCAAUCUGCAGGAUCUGGCCUUGCCUCCUUUCCACCUUCAUGACUCCAACCACAUUGUGAAAUCCUGGAACAUGGCCAGCCGGUCUGGUGUGGUGGACGGGCAAGAGGACAAGCUCAGUAGUGACGACAUCCAGAAGAGGAACAAUGCCAACAGGUGCCACCAGGCCUCGGAGCGCAUGGAGCUGGAUGAAUGCAGCUGCCAUCGUGGCAGCUCCUCCAACUUCUCCUUUGACAGUGGUGACCAGGAGUGGAACCAGAACGCAGGUGAACCGCUGAGGAAUCAGGAUGCCCUGCACAGGACAUGCAGUUGUUCCAGCUCAGAGAUCCAGCACUGUCGCUGCUACAGUUCAUCAAGUCAGUCUGAAGUGAUUGACCAACAGAUGGGCUACAUCAGUGACUCUUCCUGCAACAGUUCUGAUGGGGUCCUGGUGAGCUUCAGUGCUCUCUACAACAAAAUGAAUGGUCAGUCUCAAUCCAACCUGAAUUCAGCUAAUCUGUCAUGUGACUCUUCCUUCUGCAGCCAUUCAGACACAGGAGCUUUUUACCUGGAUUUACAUUCAUCGCCCACUGAAUCCAAGAUGUCUUGUGAGUCGCAUAACCCAGAAAAUUCAGGGAAGGUGUGUGGGUGUCAACACUCCUCCUCACCUGUCCUUGAUGCUAACUGCAACUCCUACCAUCUCCACUGUGAGCCUUGCACGUCAGAGAGCUCAGACCUCACUGCUUGCUUCCAGAGCCAGGCGCGGCUUGUUGUGGCUACUCAGAAUUACUAUAAGUUAGUCACAUGUGACUUGUCUUCCCAGUCAUCCCCCAGCCCUGCGGGAUCUUCCAUAACUAGCUGCUCAGAGGACCAGACCAAGGGUAGCCCAGCCCAGCCCACAGAAUACUAUCUGUUCAGAAGGCCUGACCUGAGACAAGAAGAAGGCACUGUAGAGUGCAGCGAGGAGGAGCCAAAGGGAGAAUCCAGCCAGAACAUGAUUGAGGGUCAGGUCUAUGUCAAUGUGUCACCUCCAAACCUCAACACAAGCCGGCAGCGCUCCAGGAGCUAUGAUCAGAACCUGGACAGGAGUCCUGGCAGCAGGCUGGGCUCCUUGGAGCGCAUGGUGAGCUGUCCAGUCAAGCUGAGUGAAAGUCCAGCAAUACCCAUUCAGAGCUCUCCCCCCAAGAGGGUGACAUCGUUUGCUGAACUGGCUAAAGGACGGAAAAAGAACGGCACCUCUCCACCGUUCCGCUCUAGUGGUGAUUCUUCCCUGGAGUUCUCUCCUAUCCCUGAGACUCAGCGGGAUUGCCCAGCCUUCCUUGAAGAACGAGCUCGGCGCAGCCAGAGUCUUCCACCUAUGCCCUUCAUCCAUGGCCUGAACCGGAGCUGCGAGGGCUUCUGUUUGAAUCAUGCUUUUGGGGACAGCCAGGCUUUGUGUUCCACCAAGGACUCGGUCUCCAGUGAGAAGGUCCCCAGUGGGCAUGGGGCAGGUGAGCAAGCCUCUCUCUCCCUGCUGACGGAGGCAGAUGCCAGCUUCUCGAGUGGCUCUGCCAGUGGCCAUGGACAAAAAGAUGUUAGAGCUCGAGCAGACGGUAGUGGCACAGACAGCAAGCCUGUGGUACGCUACAGCAAGGACCAGCGUCCCACGACUCUGCCCAUCCAGCCCUUUGUUUUCCAGCACCAUUUCAGCAAGCCACCCAAGGCACGUGCCCUGCACAGCCAUUUUGCCUCCAGCCUUUCCCAGCUCUACAGCUUGUCCAGCAACCGGUCUGCCAGCCAGCAGAUCUCCAGUUCCCAGUCCUUGGCCACCUCGGCAGAGCAGGCAGUGGUGGUGGGGAGCCAAGGCCAUGGCACGCUCGUGACGCAGCGCUCAGCGGACGGAGCUGCCUCACGUGGGGAUGGGGCCGUCAAGAAGCCCGGCCCCGAAACAACCCGUCCAUCCCCGCUGGGCAGUUACUCCCCUGUGCGAUGCAACGUGCCUUUCUUCCAAAGCGUGGACUCCUCUUCCUCGCCCACCGCGGAGAGAGCUGAAGACUGCCAGCCCCCCAGAAGCAGGUCCUGCCCCAUCUCUGCUAACCUGCUUCCCACAAGGUCGUCCCCUGCUGUCAGUGCCAUGCAGCUCUCCAAAGCCACCAAAGCUGACACCCUGAGGCAAAAGGAGAACCCCAAGCUGAUUCCCAAGAAGGAGGCUCCGCUGGAGCCAAGCCCUCCACUCUCUGAAUACCGACUCCACAGUGGAUCCCUCCCGCCCCUCUCGAUGGGUGCCAUGUCCAUGAGCAGAGUAGGAGGCCAUGCAGAUUCACACUGGAGAAGUGGCAGUGAGACCAGCAGCUCUGGUCCCCUGAGCAGCAUGGGAAUACGGCCUGUCAAUGCGAAUCACCUCUCCCCCCAAGCGCUGAAGUGGCGGGAGUACAGGCGGAGGAACCCCCUGGGUCUGGACCGCGUUUCAGGGCUGCCCAGCUUAGCGGGCAGCCUGGACAGAAGGCAGCAAGAGCCUCGGCUGAACCGGGGCAACCCCAUCUUUGAGUUCCCUGGCGCUCUCAGCACCAGCCAUUUCCACUGCAAGCUGAACGGACAGUCUAUGAGGCAACUCCAGCUUACCUACAAUGACUUUUUCCCUGACUACUUCUCGCUAGCAGAGAAACCGCCUGCUGAGUUCUGCCUCUCCCCAGAUGGCAACACAGAGUCCAUCUCCAUUGACUUGCUGCAGAAGAAGGAUCUGGUGAAGGCUAUCAACACUGCUGUUGACCUGAUUGUGGCUCACUUUGGAACCAGCAGGGAUCCAGGGGUGAAGGCCAAACUUGGGAACAGCUCUGUGAGCCCCAAUGUGGGGCAUCUCAUCCUGAAAUACCUGUGCCCCGCUGUCCGGGACAUCCUGAGUGAUGGGCUCAAGGCUUACGUCCUGGACAUGAUCAUUGGCCAGAGGAGGAACAUCCCCUGGAGCGUGGUGGAGGCAUCCACCCAGCUAGGCCCCUCUACAAAGUUGCUGCACAGCCUCUACAGCAAGAUCAGUCAGUACACAGAGCUCACCAACCACACCAUGAGGUUCAACGCGUUCAUCUUCGGCCUCCUCAAUAUCCGGUCCUUGGAGUUCUGGUUCAACCACCUUUACAACCACGAAGACAUCAUCCUGGCACACUACCAGCCAGUGGGCUUCUUGUGCCUGUCUCACAGUGUGUGCCAGCCUCUUUUUGAGGAGCUCCUGCUCCUGCUCCAGCCUCUCUCCCUGCUGCCCUUCAACCUAGACCUCCUGUUUGAGCACCACCUGAUGCAGAUGGGCAAAGAGCAGCAGCAGCAAAAGGAGCUGCUGCGUGUGAAGCAGGACCUGCUGCUCUCCGUGCACUCCACCCUGCAGCUGAUGCGGACCCGGGGCAGCAGUGAGGAUCCUGAUGGCUGCAGCACUGCCCCUGAAACAUGCCAAGGGGCUGCCAGAGGUGGUGACAUCUCACCAGGGCACAGCCCACAGCAAGCCGUGGGUGAGAAGAGGGUCAAGGGAGUGGGGGCCUCCUGCGGAGAAGGUGACAGGGAGGAAGAGCAGAGCAAGGUGCGAGAGAGCACGUGGGAGGGGAAGAAGGACAAGCAGGCAGGCUGGUGGUACCAGCUCAUGCAAACCUCUCAGAUUUACAUCGAGAGCUCAGCCGAAGGCUCCAAGUUCAUCCGCUCUGAGAAGAAGAAGGCGGCUUUGAAUCCUGCGCCCCGGUCAGUGCAGACCCACAAGACACCACCUCCCCGGGAAGGGGUGGUGGAGGGUGCAGAGGCUUGUCCCAUUGCUGAGGGCACCUUGGAGGAGAGGCCCAAGGCGGCCAGCAAGCCAAGUCCUGAAGCCUUGCAAGAGCCCUUGGAAAAGCCCCAGCAGGGAGUGGUCGGCGAAGAGGUGAAGGAACGGAGCUGGCCCUUCUGGAUGGGCAGCCCCCCAGACUCUGUGCUUACAGAGCUGAAGCGCAGCAAGGAGAAGGAGGCUCAGCAAAGAGUGGCAGCAGCAGCAGAAGCAGCCCCCCAAGAGGACAGCAGCACCAGUGCAUCAGAGGGCAGCCAAGCCAUCAAGUGGGGACACUUGUUUGGGUCCAGGAAGGUACAAAAAGAGCCAAGGCAAUCAAACAGGUUGCCCUCUGGCUGGCUGAGCUUGGACAAGUCUGUGUUCCAGCUGGUGGCCCAGACAGUUGGGGCUAGCAUGUGGCGUGAAGCAGCCCCGGAGCCAGAGCCUCCCCAUCCAGAACCACCCGAGGCACCUGCUGUGGCACGACCAGCCGGGGGGGUGUCUCCUCACCCUACCUGGUGAGUGACACCAAGUGGACAAUCCUGCAGGUGCUGGAAU